AUGCUGGUCGGAGCACGCCCCAGGGCACUCCCUGGGUGGGGAGCUUUGCUCCGCGCCUGCGCGUCCUAUCGCCGCCCGCCCGAGAGGUGCGCCCUGCCGCGCGCCGCCGAGGAGGACCGCCGGCACGCCGGCGGCGGCGGCGCCCCGUCCGCGGCUCCCGCGCAAGCCUCUCCCGCCGCGCAGGCCUCUGCGGCCGACGGCGGGGGCGCGGCGGCGCCGGCCGCCGAGGCGCUGGAGCAGAAGAGCUGCCACCUCGAGUGGAACGCGGCGGGCGACCGGCUCCUCGGGGUGGGCAGCAGGACGGGCGUGUCCCUGUGGGCGGUGGGCGAGGGCCGCGCGGCGCCGUCGGUGGUGGCGGUGCCGACGGACACCGCGCGCACCAGGGCGGUGACGGGCGCCUUCGUCUCCGCCGCCAGCGUCGUGGCGACGGGCGGCCGCCGCGGGGACCCCGACGGCGGGGUCAGCCCGCACGCAGCCGCGGGGCUCUGCGUUUGGGACACGCUGGCGCCCCCGGGCUCCUCGCUGGUGGCCCACGAUGCGGGCGCCGACGCCGCGUCGGCGAUGCCCCCAGAGUACACCUGCCUGGCCUGGGCAGCGGGGCGGCGCUCCAUCCUCUGCGGCACGAAGGCCGGGGAGCUCCGCGUGUUCGACCUGCGCCAGCAGCGCGUGUCGCACAGGAUCGCCGCGCACAAGGCGGCCAUCCGCUACUGCUUCGUCCUGGAGGCGUCUGGGCGUCUGGCCACCCUCAGCACGAUGUCCGAGAUGAAGAUCUGGAACCUGGAGGACAUGGAGUGCCUGGAGUCCUGGAGGCAGCUGCACAGCAGCCGGGGCAUGGGCAUGGGCGGGGUGUUGGGCAAGUCCCAAGUGCUGGCCUGCGCUGGGCUCCUCUCGGACUGGCACCUCGUCACCGGCGGGCAGGACGGGUCACUGCUGCUGACCCGCGUGUGA
Messenger RNA from Prorocentrum cordatum, 948 nucleotides. Lineage: Eukaryota; Dinophyceae; Prorocentrales; Prorocentraceae. The record is from the annotation of a GenBank genome assembly.